CGGUGUAAAAUACGUUCUAUGUUCUUUCGCAUUUCGUUCGUGUAUUUUUUUUUGUUCACCCGAAUAUUUCCAAAACAUUAGCAUUCUAUAAAGUUUGUGUUCCAAAACUUAUUACCUAAAUUUCCAUAAAAUUGUAAAGGCGAACGUGGUGUAAACUUAAGGUGGUGGUGUCAUCAUAAAUGUAACAAUAAUUCACAUUUAGUAAUAAUUACAUACGUUUAUUAAUAAUUGCUCAAUAAAAUGACUACUGCAGCGAGACCCACUUUUGACCCUGCCAGAGGUGGACAGGGGAGAGGUGAAAAGGAUCUUAGUGCUAUUUCUCGCCAAUACUCAAGCAGAGAUUUGCCUGGACACACAAAAUUGAAAUACAGAGAACCAGGCCAAGGCACAACAGACGAAUUGCGACAGAGAGACUUUCGUAAGGAACUCGAUGAAAGAGAGAAGGAUGUUAAAGCACCAGGUGCGAGGAGACAAAACGAGCCACCUGUAAAAAGAUUCAAAAUUGACCAAGUACCAGCCGCUAGCUUAGAUGCUGACGAUCCACUUGAAGGUGAUUCCUCAGAUUCUGAUGAUUCUGACGACGAUACUGCUGCAUUGUUGGCAGAGUUAAACAAAAUUAAAAAAGAAAGAGCAAUAGAACAGGCCAAAAAGGACGCUGAGAAGAAACAAGAAGAAGAAAGGAUAAGGAUGGAGAACAUACUCUCAGGCAAUCCUCUUCUCAAUUACUCAGCUGCGGGUCAGAAGAAUGAUUUAAAGGUUAAAAGGCGCUGGGAUGAUGAUGUGGUCUUCAAAAAUUGUGCUCGCUCAGAACCAGAAAAGAAGGCCAAUACAUUUAUCAAUGAUUCAUUGAGGUCUGGAUUCCACAAAAAAUUUAUGGAGAAGUAUGUAAAGUAAUUGUCUUAAAUUAGAAUACAGAAUACAAGUUAUACUAGAUAGUACUUGCAUCCUAGAAACACUAUGUACCUAGAUUUAAUUUUUAAUUAAGUAUUAUUUUUAUUAAUAAGUUAAAUUCCUCGAUUGUGGGAAAAACAGACAGAAUAGCUUUUCUAUUGUUAUCGCGGCCAUACGCGGCCGCUUGGGAAGCAUUAACCUUCGAGCGGGCGCGCGCUAAUUUGUAACGGCAGUGGUCGCGCGUAACCUAAAAGACGUCGUAGGUGAAUUUGGGAAACAAAACACUAUUCAUUUAACAUUAUUUAUUAUUUCGUAAAUUUAAUUACUUAUUACUCUUU
Messenger RNA from Aricia agestis (brown argus), 1229 nucleotides. RefSeq names its product protein CWC15 homolog (gene c12.1). The record is from RefSeq and is a predicted model, not a curated record. The transcript is spliced from 4 exons. Gene Ontology annotation, biological process: mRNA cis splicing, via spliceosome. Gene Ontology annotation, molecular function: RNA binding. Bases 241 to 894 code for a protein of 217 amino acids. Gene Ontology annotation, cellular component: catalytic step 2 spliceosome. Lineage: Eukaryota; Metazoa; Arthropoda; Insecta; Lepidoptera; Lycaenidae.